Molecule: messenger RNA, 1130 nt
Organism: Gossypium raimondii (Peruvian cotton)
Lineage: Eukaryota; Viridiplantae; Streptophyta; Magnoliopsida; Malvales; Malvaceae
Exons: 1
Coding region: 213-1031 (272 amino acids)
Biological process (GO): shoot system development; root development
Source: RefSeq, a predicted model, not a curated record
CAUUGCAUGAACAUUGCUGCCACCCUUUGAUCGAGAUCUUAAUUAAUCAUGUCAACAUUAGCAGAAAGAAGAAGCAUUUGAGAUUCUCUUUGUCUCCAUGGAUUGAUAUGCAUAUACAUAUAUAUAACUUGGGAGCAGAUGCCUAGUAUUUCAGUGAAAAUUGCAAGAAACGUUGAUUCAACAAAUAGGCUUCUUUGCUCAGAACAAAAACAAUGGCAGCCACUCGAUCCAACAGUUUCCCCCGCUCAUCUAGACAACACCCACUAGCAACAGAAGUUAAUGAGCAUUUGAAUAGAUUGAGGGCUUCUAAAGAGGCAUCUACUUCAUCAUCAUCAAUAAGCCAUAAACUAAAUGGCUUUCAAGAUUUGUACGACUGUGUUGUUAAGUUUCUUCAGUUGCCUCUGUCCCACCAUGCUUUAGCCCACGAAUGUGCUGAUGAGUUGUUGGAUGGUUCUCUUAGACUCCUCGACCUUUGCAGCACUGCAAAAGAUAUUGUGAUGCAAACAAAAGAAAGCGCAAGUGAACUUCAAUCGGCUUUGCGUCGAAGGAAAAUCGGUGAAGCCGAGAUCGCAAGUGAAGUGAGGAAAUACAUGAGCUCCAGGAAAGUUGCCAAAAAGACUAUCCACAAGGCAUUGGGAAACUUGAAGGUCAUACAAAGGAAAAACACAGUCUCACCUUCAGAAACAGUUAGCAUGCUGAAGAAGAUUGAAGCAGUGACUUGUUCUAUGUUUGAGGAUUUGUUAUCUCUCAUCUCCGGACCAAAGCCUGGAAGUUGGUUAUCAGUUUCGAAACUAUUGCAUCAAAGAAGAAUAGCGUGCGAAGAUGCUGGAAGAAACGUGAAUGAAUUUGAAAAGGUUGAUGUUGCUUUGAAAUCCUUCGGAAUAACCAAAUCUGAGAUCAUAAAUCUUGAGAUGCAAAACCAGCUAAAAGACCUGGAGCUGUUUAUUCAAGAUCUUGAAGAUGGACUUGAAUGCCUCUUCAGGUGUAUGAUCAAAGCAAGAGUCUCGCUUCUUAACAUCCUUACCCUGUAAAAAACCAAACCCAAUUUUGGAUUACAUCAUGUAUAGAAAUCAAAUAUACAUACAUACAUACAUACAUAUAAAUGAAAUACUCUUUUCCAUUUCCAUACG